Peromyscus eremicus (cactus mouse) is the source of this 1953-nucleotide messenger RNA. It is a transcript of the gene Olfml1, whose product is annotated as olfactomedin like 1. The coding region runs from base 332 to 1537 and encodes 401 amino acids. Gene Ontology annotation, biological process: signal transduction. Lineage: Eukaryota; Metazoa; Chordata; Mammalia; Rodentia; Cricetidae. The record is from RefSeq and is a predicted model, not a curated record. The transcript has 3 exons.
AAUAUGCAGCCAGCCACUUGCCUGGAAAGGGUCUGUGCAUGUCCAAGCUGAGGGCAGCAGAUGCUGGACCCAGGGAGCUCUCUGCACCAAGUGAGCAAGCGAGGCCUCCAGGGACUGACUUGCCAACAGCUGGACUUGAUCACCAGCUUGAAACUGAGAUCAUACACUGGGUAGAAUAACAAGCGGACUUUGUUCUCUGGCUGUGCAAAGCGUUGUUUUCCAAGGAAUUGCCACAGCGGCAGACAGAAAACCAGAGAUCACACUACCUGGACCCUUAAGUCUCUUUAGAGAAACAAAGUGUAAGAAAUUCUGCUGCUGGGGAGUGUACAGGAUGAUGAUGACUCUUCGGAGAGCUUGUUCACUGGUUCUCUUCCUCACAGCAUUUCUGCCCCCACCACAACAUGCCCAGGACCCAGCUAUGGUACAUUACAUCUACCAGCGCUUCCAAGUCUUGGAGAAAGGACUGGAAAAAUGUACCCAAACAACAAGGGCAUACAUUCAAGACUUCCAGGAAUUCUCAAAAAACAUCUCCAUCAUGCUAGGGAAGUGUCAGACCCACACAAGUGAAUAUAAGAGUGCAGUCGACAACCUGGCACUGAGAGUGGAGCGUGCCCAGCGGGAGAUUGACUACCUGCAAUACCUCCGGGAAGCUGACAUAUGCAUCGAAUCAGAGGAGAAAACACUGGCUGAAAAGGUACUUCAAGAAGCAGAAGAAGAAAAGAAGGUCCGAGCUCUGUUGAAUGCAAGCUGUGACAACAUGCUGAUGAGUAUAAAGUCUCUGAAAAUAGUGAAGAAGACCAUGGACCCAGAUGGCUCUUGGAUGAAAGAUGCUGGUGGUAACUCUGCAAAAGUGUAUUUAUUAAUUGGAUCUAGACACAACACAGUUUGGGAAUUUGCAAACUUGAGGGCAUUCAUGGAAGAUAGCAGCAAGCCUGGCCCCCGGAAGCUAGUCUUACCACUUUCCUGGCAGGGAUCAGGGCAAGUGAUCUACAGAAGCUUUCUAUUUUUUCACAAUCAAGGAACUUCUAAUGAGAUAAUUAAAUACAAUCUGCAGAAGAAGACUGUGGAGGAUCGAAUGCUUCUCCCAGGAGGGGCAGGCCGAGCACCCAUCUAUCAACACUCCCUAUCCACUUACAUUGACCUUGCUGUGGAUGAACAUGGGCUCUGGGCCAUCCACUCAGGACCGGGUAUCCAAGGCCAUUUGGUUCUCACGAAAAUUGAGCCAGACACUUUGGGGGUAGAGCAUUCAUGGGACACACCAUGUAGAAGCCAGGAUGCUGAAGCUUCAUUCCUCCUGUGUGGGGUCCUCUAUGUGGUCUACAGUUCCGGAGGCCAGGGCCCUCAUCGUAUCACCUGUGUCUAUGAUCCACUGGGCACUGUUAGGGAAGAGCAUCUGCCCAAUUUGUUCUUCCCCAGGAGGCCUAGAAGUCACUCCAUGAUCCAUUACAACCCUAGAGAUAAGCAGCUGUAUGCCUGGAACGAUGGCAAUCAGAUCAUUUACAAACUCCAGACAAAGAAAAGGCUGCCUCUGGAGUAAUGGACAGCAGCUUGGAGGGGGAGUUGUGUGGCUUGGGCAAUGGUUUUCCAGAACACUGAGGUCACAGCCCCUUUACAGUGUAGUACCCCUCUAGAUGCACACAAAAAUAGAAUGUAAAAGUUUAAUUACAUAUUAUUCCUUUCCCAAAUGUCAUUGCCUUAGGUAUCAUUUGAGAGCAUAGAUGAGGCCAUCGUUCCAAAGUUUUGACCAAUACCCCAUCUUCAUCCAAGUCUGAUGGGGCUUAAGACCUCCUCCAUCUAAUCUUAGUCCAAAUCUUUCCUUAUUCCAGCAUUUUCUCUGACUCUAUUCCUCUUCCAGCAAUUAGGAUAUUGCCACCCCUGAUACUCACUGAUUUCUUCUUUGGCUUUCACUCAGGCUCUGUCCUCUUUUUCAAAUGCUUAUAAAUAAUUUUUCAU